GCGAGGGGGCGUGACCUGACGACCGAGGUGGGCGUGGCCAUGGAGGUGGGCGGGACUUUGCUCCUGGUGGGCGUGGCCUCGGCUUCCGGGCUGCCCUUAUUCUGCCGUUCCCGGGGAGCUCCGGCCCGGAUGCAGCUGCCGUUCCCAUUGGUCGGCGCCCUGCAUGGCGUCCACGUGUUCGGGGCCGGCGGCGGCGUGGGGCUCCGUGGGGCACAGAGCGGCCGUGGGACGCUGGCCUGGAGGGGGGGGGGACAGCGUAACACUGUUGGCGCUGAGUUCGGAGCCCGCGGCCCCGGAGGGUGAACUGAGGGCGCUGCUGGAGCGCGUGCACGGCGCCAUGGUGAUGGUGAUGGGGGCGGAGGAGCUGAGCGCCCCACAUGGCCCCGAGAGGCUCAAGAGGGAACUGAAGCGCUGUUUCCCACUGCUGGACGCUCUGAUUGGUGGAGACGUGGUGGGCGGGGCGCCGUUGCCCCGCCCCUUUACGGCCCCGCCGCGACCGGAAAUGGAGGCGGCGCUGCUGUCUCUCGGGGCGGCGGCGCGCUGUGGGCUGUGCUGCAUUCACGGCUCCGGGGGGCGCCCUUUGGCCGCCACCGCCCCGUGGAGGGCGCUGCCCCGAAGCGACGCCGCUCUACUGGGGGCGCUCGUCACUUCCGGUGCCACCACAUCCGCCGCGGCACGUGACCUUCCGGUCUUCCUGCCUCACGGGAGCCCCACGGUGCCUCUGCGGCUGUUGGUGCUGCCAUUGGUUGGGGGUCUUUGGCUGCUGAUGCUCUGCGGCCCUCAGCCCUCCCUGCAGUGCGCGGCCACACAGCUCGUGCCCCACUUUUUGGGUCCCGCUGUGGAACCGCUGCGGCGCUGCGCCCGACCCCCCCCGGCCCCACUGCCCCCCAACGUCAUGGCAUAUCUCCUCAUUGACCGCCAGCACUGCACCUCCCAUAGCGGUGUGGGUCCGGGGGGGUCACAAAAUUCGCCGCUGCCCCCCCGGCGCUAUGGGGCGGCCCUACGGCGGAUGAAGGCGCUGCUGGUGGAGCGUUACUGCCCCGAGGGGGGGGGAGGAGCAGUUGCCCCCCCCCGGCUGUGCUACGCUGCCCUCCCCACCGUCACCGCCUGCCUUCUGCUGGCCCCCCCCCGGCUGCUGCUGCUGCUGCUGCUGCCCCACAGCGCCCCACGGCGCUGCCUAUGGGGCACAGCACAGCGGGCGCUGCAGGCAUUGGGGGGGUCCUGAAACGUCGCCCCCCCCCCCCCAUGGGGUAAUAAAUGGGUUUCUAUGGG
This is a messenger RNA of Gallus gallus (chicken), 1272 nucleotides long. It is a transcript of the gene FUZ, whose product is annotated as fuzzy planar cell polarity protein. The transcript is spliced from 11 exons. Gene Ontology annotation, biological process: vesicle-mediated transport; non-motile cilium assembly. The record is from RefSeq and is a predicted model, not a curated record. Lineage: Eukaryota; Metazoa; Chordata; Aves; Galliformes; Phasianidae. Bases 164 to 1225 code for a protein of 353 amino acids.